This is a messenger RNA of Hansenula anomala, 1908 nucleotides long. RefSeq lists its product as uncharacterized. The record is from RefSeq and is a predicted model, not a curated record. The transcript has a single exon. Gene Ontology annotation, biological process: DNA damage checkpoint signaling; positive regulation of transcription by RNA polymerase II. Gene Ontology annotation, cellular component: nucleus. Gene Ontology annotation, molecular function: histone binding. NCBI's taxonomy places the organism in Eukaryota, Fungi, Ascomycota, Saccharomycetes, Phaffomycetales, Wickerhamomycetaceae. The annotation marks the transcript as partial.
CAAGGUGCACCAAAACAAGUUACCAAAUCACAUUUAACUUCCUCUCCAAAUGUUGAAGAAUCGUCUCCUGCAAUUCGUGAAAAAGCGGACACUUUUGAAAUUGAAAAGGCAAAGGCUGAUGACAACAAUAACAUCGAAACAAAUACCAUCAAUACAUCCAAUAAGAGUUUCCAUUCACAGGCUGUUGAUUUCAAUGCUUUGGCUGAGAACAUAACACAAGAAUUUUCAGAUGUUGAUGAUGAAAGUAAAGUGGUUGAUAAUACAAUUGAAGAAGAAGCCGAUAAUCUAAAGUUACAAACAGAAUGGAAUGAAGGAACUUCAAAAAGCUCAAACCCUGUUAUAAGGCCAACCAGAAAUUCUAAAAGGAAAAAAUCCUCCAAAGCGAAUGAUUUACAGCUUCAAUUCACUAGCUCACCCGAUAAAAGUAUUAAUCACUCUGAUUUAUCCAUAGUUUUAGAUGCCAAUACUUCUCAAAUUGAUGAUAAUGAUCAUGACAUUUCUACAAAUGACCAACAAAGUAUUUUGACCCCAGAAUAUGACGUAAAUGUCUUACCCAAUGGAAUAUUGAGAGAAGAGACACACAAUUUGAGUGAAGAGGAUAUCAGAUUCAAAGAUAGCGUUUGGUGCCUAGCUAAUACUCGUUAUUAUCCUGGCUUGAUACUGAGCUUGGGUAAAAAGGGACUGGAGGUUAAGUUCUUCGAAUCUACAGAUGAGGUCAAUGGUGGAAUUUUCCCAUUAGAUAUUCAAAUUGGUGAUACAGUUAAAAUUGGCAGACUUGUGUAUCUUGUUACAGGGUUGGAGUGUGUCAUCCAAAAUCUUAAGGAGAAAGCCAUACGCUGCAUGAGAGGCUACGAUACUGUUAUUGUUAAAAGAGUCAAGGGAAAAGGUAAAAGUAUGAAGAUUUUGGACACAGAGGAAAAGUUUCCAUUGGCAGAGGUUCAUGUUGAAAAUGAGGAAUGGCAUAGAAGACCAAGGGUUUUGAAUGAGAUAAAACCCAAAAGGUCUUCAAUCAAUCAAGUACAACAGUUGAAAAGAAUUAUACCAAAGACCUAUGAGGAAGAACUUGUAUUGUCAACACCAAAGAAGCCAAAGAAAACAACAAGUGAUAUAUUUCAUGAAUGUGUGUUUGUAAUAACAGGUGAAGUUGAUAAAGAUGGUUUAACUAAAGCUAUUGUGAUGAAUGGGGGUACUGUACUAGAUGAUGGGUUUGCUUCAAUGAUUGAUUUUUCCAAUGGGGAACCAAAAAGUGAUGCUUUUAAAGAUUUCAAAUUCGGAGCUUUGAUCGCUGAAAAGUAUUCGAGAAGCCCCAAAUAUCUUGAAACUGUUGCUCUAGGAUGGCCCUUGUUAUUUGAGGACUUUAUUUAUGAUUGUAUUUCUGAUAACAAAUUACUUGAUAAUAUCAGUACCUAUUUAUUAGCAUCAGGUGAAUCUUCAAAAUUUCGUGGUGAGGUUAAAUCUGCUGAUAUCUUCAAGUUUAUUCAAGGUUACAUUUCAAAAACUGAUUUAUCACAACAGUUGCGAAAUAAUAGGAUUUUGGAGAGCAAAAAUGUGUUCAUCUGUUCAAAGAAGAACAUUGAAAUAACCCAAUUUUUGUUUAAAAUUUUAGGUGCCGCGAAAGUCAGUUUUGUACCUAUAACAAACUAUACAAACUUGAUCAGUACAGUGACUGAACACUCAUAUAACAAAGAUAUACUGAUUUAUCAUGACAAAAUUUCAUCUUUAAAGUCUGUUUUAGACCAUAAGGUUAAUGAUAACAAAAGAAGAAGAAUUAAAAAGAAUUCAAUAUUGUCUGAGGUGCUGUCAAGUAAUCAAAAGUUACAAAUGGAAUUAGUAGACUGGGAAUGGUUAGUUCAAUGUGUUAUCAGUAGACACCCUUGGAAGUCUCAGUUCAAAUGGAGCAGUAAAUGA